AUUUAGUAUUCUGUUUCUGUAGACCUAAAAUGACGCCGUAUUAACGCCUCGAUUAAAGUUAUCUUAUGGUUGUGGAUAUAUCCUGAAAAAAAUUGUGAGAUCUGGGGAAGAGUUGGAGGAGGUUAUGGAGGAUAUUGAGUUAUUGCGAUUGGAAAAAAGAAGGCGGAAGGCUAAGCUAAAGUUCUUCGGUUUGGAUGUUCCGAACCAUCCCGAUUUCAAUAAAGAAGGGCUGGCCGAUGGUUUUGAUGUGAAUAACUCUUGUUAUCCGUCUAUGCUAGUUAAGUCUACAUGGGGCGAUGAUUAUGAUAUCGCUCUUUAUGGUAGGCUUGGACUUCACUGCCACAAUUUUCAGAAGGGAACAAACUUCAAGUUUGUGCGCUGGGAAAAGUAUGAGGUUAUCUCUACUGCAUACGACUACGUCUAUGUAACUUUGGACGCCAAGGAUCCUGUCUCUGACUCGGUCUUCUCUUUUCAGACCUUGUUAAACGAAGAUUCUUCUCCAGACCGUCCCGUUAUGUGGACUACCUUAGCCUGCAGAAUCAAAUGUGAAAAUGCUGCGGAUGCACGUUGGGACGAUAAAGCAGUAGAUGAUUUCUACAAAGAGGCAAUACCCAAAUGGUCGUCUCAUGAAGAAUUGGCUCGUGGCAAGAAAAACUAUUAUGUGGUGCAAGAAUCAGAGUUGCAGGAGAAUGAUUGGCUGUAUCUAUUCACCGAAAUUGCGUUCUACACAAAAACAAAUAAGGUGUUAACUGCUCCCCCACCCUUGGAGAUAGAGAAGGUGGUUGUAGUAACUAAAGAAAACACAGAAGAAGGCCAUGAGAAGCUGAAAGCCCAUAAUGCAAUCUUCUACGUAAGUUACAAGUAUAAUGGUGAAUCUUCAGAAUGGGCGGGUGAUCACAACGCGGUAAUAAGGAAAACCAUGGAUGGGAAGCCAGGACAUAUGUAUAUUGAAGUUGCAGCAACAGCAGAUUAAGCUGAAGAAUAAGAACAAUAGACAACUGCGGAUCUGCUCGUUUAUAGUUUCUAAGGCUAUUUACUAAUUCUGUCAUGAUAUGUUAUAUGUUUUAUGUCGUGUUUGUCUAAAACUAUUUAAACUAGAACGAGUUGGAUCUAUUAUCAUCGUUAAGGAGAGAUUUCUGUUUGUAAUGCCAUAAUUAGUAUGAGAACGAAUGGUUCGUCGA
Messenger RNA from Brassica napus (rape), 1181 nucleotides. RefSeq names its product UPF0725 protein At5g63820. NCBI's taxonomy places the organism in Eukaryota, Viridiplantae, Streptophyta, Magnoliopsida, Brassicales, Brassicaceae. The transcript has 6 exons. The record is from RefSeq and is a predicted model, not a curated record. The coding region runs from base 125 to 973 and encodes 282 amino acids.